AUGUUACCGCCGCCGCCGCUGUCUCUGGAGCCGCCGCCAGCUGUUGAAGAAAGUCCGGUGCCAGCAUGGGGAAGCCGUCCGGAGCUGCGCACCACCAGAGGAUCCAGCAGCCGUUUCCGGGAGGAGGAGGCUGCAGCGCUGCCCAGCAAAAGAGCUAGAAGUGCAGGGAGCGCUUGUACUCCUCCCCCGGGGGCGGGGCGUCGGCACAGCACCAAUCGGAGAAGAGCAGCUUCUCAGAGAGGCCGGCAGUCCUCCAGGAUCAGAGAGUCUGGAAGGCAGAGUGGCAGUUCCUAUACAGAAGCUGUUCUCACUGGUGUGGAACGUCAUCAGGAUGCUGCCACUGAGGAGCUGCAGCAGGAAGUGGAGCAGCAGAUCCUGCAGGAUGAAUUACAGGGGCUGCCUGUUGAGAGGCUCCCACCUCUGCUGGUUGAGCCAUCUCCGGGCCCCCUGGGAAGAUCACCACACCUAUCAUCUGCUGCCUAUGGUCCACGCCAGGAAGGACAGCCAGUGGUUCCUGAGGUUCCGGGAAUUAGCUCCGGAGGCGGAUCUGGAUGGGAGCCCAUGUCCUCAACAUCUGUGGGGCUUGAUUUGGGACUGAUGUCUGAAGCUAUUGAGAGGUCCUUGGCCCCGAGAACAUGGGCAGCUUACUCUGCCGCAUGGCGGGAUUGGUGGUAUUUUUUAAAUGCUUGCUCAAUGGAUAUUAAAGGGGAUGUUUUAAGUUGCGGUGUAUUGUUUGUUACUAGCUUAUUUAAUAGGAAAUUGGCGGCUUCAUCUGUGGCGAAAGUAGUGUCUGGCGUGUCAUUUUUUCAGAAACUGCGGGGUGAGAGGCCGUUAUCUUCCUUUUUUCAGAUUAAGCAGGCUCUGAAGGGUUACAAGAAAGGUAUUGGUACAUUUACCUCAGAAAAAUGUGUUACCUGUAGUCUAGAAGAUUCCUGCUGUACAAGUGAAGAGCGCAGCUGA
Bufo gargarizans (Asiatic toad) is the source of this 960-nucleotide messenger RNA. RefSeq lists its product as uncharacterized. The coding region runs from base 1 to 960 and encodes 319 amino acids. The record is from RefSeq and is a predicted model, not a curated record. NCBI's taxonomy places the organism in Eukaryota, Metazoa, Chordata, Amphibia, Anura, Bufonidae. The transcript has 3 exons.